Exaiptasia diaphana is the source of this 4502-nucleotide messenger RNA. RefSeq lists its product as uncharacterized. The coding region runs from base 581 to 4165 and encodes 1194 amino acids. The transcript is spliced from 25 exons. Lineage: Eukaryota; Metazoa; Cnidaria; Anthozoa; Actiniaria; Aiptasiidae. The record is from RefSeq and is a predicted model, not a curated record. Gene Ontology annotation, biological process: Rho protein signal transduction. Gene Ontology annotation, molecular function: guanyl-nucleotide exchange factor activity.
GUAAGAAGACUCUCUUGAGAUGGAUUAGUUCUUUUCUUUGCCACUUUCGCAAGACGCCUCCCCCCAAAAAAUAACAAAACUACACAUUUUUUCUUGUGCCUCAAGUUGUAUUAUGAUUAUUUCAUGAAAAUUGGACAUUUGCGUUUUAAUUUGUGCUGUUUCUAUAGCAAUUUGCAUACAAAUUAAGGUAAUUCAGUCGCCUUUUCUUGUCUUAAUGUUUGGAUAGAUCCGAGUUUGCCUUAUAAAUUAACAUGUAAGGAAAGUGCUAACCCCGAGUAACCUGUGAACAGUGUGCUAAUGUGUCAAUACGAGCUCGCAACCAAUUAAAUUCAAUAUGAAACUGCAGUAGUUCUACAAAUCCCUAGCGAUUCAACAGCCAUAAUGGACCUAUUGUGCAGACAAAGAUCGCAUUUUCUACAGCACAAAGAAGGGAUUUAUGCAUGAAUUUAAUAAUACCUUGCCCUGAUCAUUCGACAUUUAAUCUUCAUUGCAGAGAGGUAGAGCGGUCGUUGCGACAGCGUAUCGAUAACAUCGAUAUGUCUUAAACCUUUCAUCGAGGCAGACUAUCGACAGGUUUUAGAUGGAUUUGCCGAUCAAUCAUGGCCAAAUGGCCGGACGAGUCCAAGCAGGUAGGUCACCACCUCCACGUCGACGAAGAACAAGAGAAUACGUCCCAAAUUCUCAAUCGAAAAGAACAAUAAAACAGGACUCCAACAAUAUCGACACYAACUCCUUAGAAAGAAAAAUUAGCGGUGGUUUGGAUGAAAACAUGAACUCUGUUCAGYACUUUCCCUCUACUACACGACACCGAAGCGACAGUCAGAGAUCCGAACAACUUGGCGAAAGAUAUCAUAUCUUGAAAGCUGAAAAUAAAAUCCUACGAGAGAGACUGCAAAAUGCUCUACAGCGAGAAAUGAAAGCGCUUAAGACUUUUAAAAGACUCGCAAAAGAAAACCGUCAGCUGAAACUGAAUUUGAGAAAGUACGAAAGGACAUUAUUGGGUUUAUAUGAGGAUGAGUCAGAUUCAGAUCCAAACGAUGCAGCUGCACAAGAAAGAGAAAACCAACUCCAAGCCUUCACAAAACGCCUUACAGUACCCCCUGUUAAAUCCCGACGUUCUAAUUCAGGAGACAGCGACCUCUCGGGACGAACGACCGAUGAAGAUCUCCACGGACACUCGUCGUUAUCUAGGACACGRAGYAYCUCUACAUCAACAGAGGACAUAGCCAUCUUAACYAGGAUGAAACACGAUAAAUCUACAUCGACGCAUGACUUGGAAAAAUGGGAUGGUAGACGAACUAGAAGUAAUAGCAAGAAUAUUUACGAAGACACUAUACAAGGACCUGAACAUAGCCAAAGAAAAGAUUCCAGUAACUCACUAGACCACAACGAAAAUAACUUAACGGACUCGACCAAAGUCCGUCUUCUUCAUCGUCAAUUAGUGGACCUGCAGAGCCAAACACUGAACGAAAGACGGAAAUACAGCGAUAGUCGUAGAUACAGGAGCGAUUCACUAGAAAUGCAUGACACCCUCGAUGUCAAUGACAAAUUGUACAGAGCUUCAAGUUCGCCAAGUAUUUUAGAUGAUCAAAGCGAACAAUCUCAUGACAUCUGGAGGCGAGUGUCUGAUGGCAGUAUAGCGUGCAGCCCCCCCGGUGAUUUCCAUCCUAGACUGAGACACUCCUUUCAUGAAGAAGAGUUAGAAACAGUUCCUGAAAUCACCAUAUCACGAGAUGGUUACCAUGACGACGCCAACAGUCAAGAGAUCAACGAGUUUGAAUCAAUACUUCUACAGGAUGACGCCAGGAUACUCAGCCAAUCAUCUAUCCACUCUUUGACGAACACUGACGGGGAGUCCCAGAGAUCACCUCGGUCAUCACCACCUACGUUGACUAUUGACGUACCUAUCAAUGCUAGAGAAAAAGAUAACGAAGAAAGAAUCGAUCAUCCACUGAAUCAUCGAGCAUUCCACCGCCCUAUGCUUGGCCACACUGUAUCACUCCCGGCAGCCUCCUUCGAGCACUAUUUGUCGGUAUUGCAUGAAGUCGGAACGACGUCUGACAAUGACGACAUUAUCGAAGAAGAGGACGAAGAAGAAGAAGAAGCGGUACCACCACCCGUUUUCAGACGAGGAAGACGAGCAUCACUUGACGACGACGAAGUUUACAUCAAGAAAAAUCGAGAUAAACGAGAAAAGAAAACCAGCGUCUCUCUUCGGUUUGAUGGUGACAUGCCGAGAGAGCGUGCAGAGACACUUGCUGCAGACAUCGCAGCGUACUUGGAAUAUAGAAAACAAGUUACGACAGACAAUACAGACAGUACAAGCAGCGAUAUUCCUCCGUCAACCAAAGAAAGUCCAUCAGAGGAUGAAAUAAGUCUCCCCGAGUCAGCUGCAAUAGCUCGUGCCAGGUCCCUCACUCGAAGGCGUGGUUCCGCAGUCGUGACGUUACCAGGGGAACGCAGCUACCAGAUGGAUCUUCAUGUUUUUAAUAAACAAGCUGAACGACUGGUUUCAGACGGCAAAUCGUUGAUGCUUCAAGACAGAAGAGAUUUAUCAGGGUCCAGUACCUCUCUGAAUAGUAUCGGUGAUCCCGAAAAGAGAUCACGAUGGUCAAUACUUAAACGAAACAAAAAAAUGAGUACAUACGGUAAAGAGCUUAGACGACAAACAGAAGACUUUAAGGAAGCCUUGUCRCAACUACGAGAGAAUCCUAAAGAAUUCAUCGAACAUGAGCUGUUAGAGUACAAGGACAGUCACUGGACUCAGUUAAUUCCAAAUACCAAAGGAUCAAACCGACGCCCGCUGUCAGAUGGAUUCAGCAAUCUCUCCAGUCACGAGACAAAACGGCGUGAAGCAUUAUGGGAGUUAUUUCACAGCGAAGUGGUGUACCUCAUAGAUCAUUUGCUGGUGCUGAGCGAAGUCUUCCUGAAACCUUUAGAGAUUUUACAACAUAUGGGACAUCUUCAUGGCGUGGACACAUCUAAGAUAUUCUGCAACCUUAAAGGACUUUGUGAGGUGAGCUCUAAAUUCGCCGAGGACUUGUUACUUGUAUUCAAAGGAGAUCAAUCGAAACAGUUUGGCAAUACAGCGGCAGUCGUCGCAGCUUUCACCGAGUUUGGUUGCAAGCUACAGCCACAGUACCAGGAAUACUGCCUCAACUACUCCAAGGUUUUAGGAUACCUUGAUCACUGUAAGAAAUCCGAUGAUUUUCAGGAAUACAUCAAGUGGUGCGAGGCGGAUCCAAGAUGCAACCGUCUACAGGUGACAGAUCUUCUUGUUGCUCCWUUACAACACCUCACGAAAUACCCACUCCUUCUGAAGAACAUUCGAGAAAGAACGACGGAAGACGAGGACGAACACAGUUCGCUGUCUUCAGUCAUCAAGUCAGUGGAGCUGUCAAUCAAGGAGCUCGAGGGAAAAGUCAAGUCAUUAGCAAACUUUGAAAGACUUCAGGACCUUCAAAAUUGCUURGUUUGGCCAUCUAUUAUCGAACUUGAUCCGAAAACAUACGUUCCGGAGUUUUUACGAGGAAUUUUAGCCAAGCAGCCAUGUGAAAGCUUACUGGCAAGCCCCAAACGGCAACUACUCUACGAAGGAUCGCUUGUUUUACUAGAAAACACAAAACAAGACAUAUACGCGUUCCUUUUUGACGACAUGCUUCUUUUGACAAGAUAUCGAAAAUUGCAACAGAAAACUAACAAGAAACUCAGCCUGGCUGGUAUGUCAGCAGAUAGUCCCCCACCCACUCCUCCGGUAGUGCGAAAAGUAACGCCUGUUGGGCAGUACACCGUUUAUAAACAGCCGAUUCCAUUGGAUCGUUUUAUCAUCAUCGAUUCUGAGGCAACACAUGGAGGCAAUACGCUUAAAAACUCGUUUAUAGUCAUUCAUUACAGCCGGUUUAAGCAAACUGUUGGUCUGUACACGUUACAGGCCCCCUCGCAGAAUCUUAAGGAAACAUGGACAACUAGUCUCAAGUCAGCGCAAAGCAGCUGGUCAGAGGCUGUUGCUAUGGAGAUCGCAACUGAAACUCAGAAGACACCCCAAGCUACUUUGAGCCCGCAAUCAAGCACUGAAAGCGAAGAGCCUGGGGCUAGCGACAAAACGCCAAAUAUGACGAAUGAUGAAAUGCUAUCGUUUCAUAAACCAAUAGCAUCGCAUUGUUAAUCACACGAAAUCAGAAAAUAUUACCACGUGAUUACAGACAAUUACCACGUGAUCAUAUACAAUUACCACGUGAUCAUAUACAAUUACCACGUGAUAACAGACAAUUACCACGUGAUCAUAUACAACUACCACGUGAUAACAGACAAUUACCACGUGAUAACAGACAAUUACCGAGUAAUAAAUAUCGGACUCAAAGUCCUUGUAAAAAUCUGUAAUGUCGUAUUUUUACAACUUUUAAAGUAUAUAAAUAUAAUCCAAGAAUGUACAUAAAUCUUAUCUUAUGACCUGGAAACCAUAUUUUGAGAUACAAAAUAAACUUUGUUAUACAGUAAUUAUA